Messenger RNA from Brienomyrus brachyistius, 4021 nucleotides. Its product is annotated as splicing factor 1-like. Gene Ontology annotation, biological process: regulation of mRNA splicing, via spliceosome. Gene Ontology annotation, molecular function: mRNA binding; zinc ion binding. Gene Ontology annotation, cellular component: nucleus. The record is from RefSeq and is a predicted model, not a curated record. NCBI's taxonomy places the organism in Eukaryota, Metazoa, Chordata, Actinopteri, Osteoglossiformes, Mormyridae.
GUUCCUAGACGCCAUUUCGUAUUCAUCGGAUGCCAGUUUUCAACGACGUUGAAGGUAUUUAAGAUGUCCUUUCAGUAAGGCUUCCUGGUAAAAGCCUUUCGUUUGAUUGUGUGUGGCGGUUAGCGAAAAUCGGUCACGUUUCGCGACGUUCAGCAGACAGAGUAGCAACAUGGUGAAGAUCUUUGUUGGAAACCUGUCCCAGGAGACCACUGCCGAUGAGCUGAGAGCCCUCUUUACUCAGUAUGGGAAGGUUUCCGAGUGUGACAUCGUCAAGAACUAUGGCUUUGUGCACAUGGAUGAGAAGACCGAGGCGGACGAAGCCAUACGCAACCUGCAUCAUUAUGAGCUUCACGGCCAGCCGAUGAACGUGGAGAUCAGCCGCGGUAAAGUGAAGGCCUCCACCAAGCUGCACGUGGGCAACAUCAACAGCACUUGCACCAACCAGGAGCUGCGGGCCAAGUUCGAGGAGUACGGGCCUGUAGUGGAGUGCGACAUUGUGAAAGAUUAUGCCUUUGUGCACAUGGAGCGGGUGGAGGAUGCCAUGGAGGCCAUCAAUGGGCUAGACAACACCGCCUUCCAAGCGUGUGAUCUCAAAUCAUCUUCCUGCUCUGAGACUUCUAGAGAAACCAGUAUCCACCCUCAGUCUUCAAGUUACUCUCUGUCGCUCAAAGAUUUUGGCCAGAAAAAGGCCCGUAAAAGGAGCCGUUGGAGUAGCGAGACCCCUGACCAGAAGACGGUGAUCCCAGGCAUGCCUACAGUCAUCCCCCCUGGUCUCACCCGUGAGCAGGAGAGAGCCUAUAUAGUCCAACUGCAGAUCGAAGACCUGACUCGUAAACUGCGUACAGGAGACCUGGGAAUCCCCGUUAAUCCUGAGGAAAGGUCCCCCUCCCCUGAGCCAAUCUACAACAGCGAAGGCAAGAGGCUGAACACACGAGAGUACCGCACUCGCAAGAAGCUGGAGGAGGAGCGACACACACUCAUCACCGAGAUGGUGGGGCUCAACCCCGAGUUCAAACCUCCUUCUGACUACAAGCCACCGGCCAGCAGGGUCAAUGACAAAAUAAUGAUCCCUCAGGAUGAGUAUCCAGAGAUCAAUUUCGUCGGCUUGCUCAUUGGACCACGUGGUAACACCCUGAAAAAUAUUGAGAAGGAGUGCAACGCGAAGAUCAUGAUUCGUGGGAAGGGCUCUGUGAAGGAGGGCAAGGUGGGCCGUAAAGACGGACAGAUCUCGGCCGGGGAAGACGAGCCUCUGCACGCUCUCGUGACCGCUAACACCAUGGAGAAUGUGAAGAAGGCCGUGGAGCAGAUCAGGAACAUCCUGAAGCAGGGGAUCGAAACGCCGGAGGACCAGAACGACCUGCGCAAGAUGCAGCUCCGAGAGCUCGCCAGGCUGAACGGCACACUCCGAGAGGACGACAACCGGGUCCUGAGGCCCUGGCAGAACUCUGAGCCACGAAGCAUCACCAACACCACCGUCUGCAUUAAGUGCGGAGGCGCGGGACACAUCUCCUCCGACUGCAAGUUCACCAGCUCCUUUGCCCCCAGAGCAGGCGAGCCACAGUCAGCUCAGGAUAAGGCACGAAUGGACAAAGAGUAUCUGUCACUCAUGGCGGAGCUGGGCGAGGCCCCCGUCCCCUCGUCCACCGGGGGGUCUUCCCGUAGUAACCCCAGCGGCCCACGGGGGUCAGGGCCGAGCAACAACCAGCCCCCUCCAAAUCGCCCCCCCUGGAUGAACAGUGGCGGCCCUUCAGACAGCAGGCAUUUUCCCAGCAUGCACGGCGGCCCAAGCAAUCACGGGGGCCACCACAACUUCCCCCCUCCCAUGCCAAGCAUGGGGGGGAUUCCCAUGCCGCCCAAUCACAAUGGGCCGCCCCCUCCCUGGAUGCAACCACCCCCACCUCCGAUGAAUCAGGGGCCCGGGCCGCAGGGACACCCCCCUAUGGGUGUUUCCUCUGACCUACCUAUAGGUAUGAUGCCUCCGCCCAUGGGGAUGAUGCCUCCGCCCCCUCCCCCUCCUAGCGGCCAGCCUCCCCAUCCCCCGUCCGCCCCCAUGCCCCCCUGGCAGCCGCAGGCACCCCCGCCUCCCCCGACGAGCAGCAUGGUGACCAGUGCACCGUUGCCGUGGCAGCAGAAUACCACCACCACCUCAAGUCCAGGCUCUGGCAACCUGCCUCCAUGGCAACAGCAGCAGUCUGCAGGGGGAGCAUCCGCCCAGCCCCCACCCCCCAUGGGCAGCUCAUCUUUAGUGCCCCCUCCGCCAGGGGUGAAUCCCCCAUUGCCGCCUGGUGCCCCGCCUCCCCCGCCUCCACCACCCCCACCGGGAUCUGCCGGCAUGAUGUACGCCCCUCCCCCCCCUCCGCCUCCCAUGGAUCCCUCCAACUUUGUCAACAUGAUGGGGAUGGGGGUGCCAGGCAUGCCCCCAUUCGGCAUGCCCCCGGCCCCCCCUCCGCCCCCCCCCCAAACUUGACUCCACACACCGUACGAGGCAUAUUAAUCUCCUCUCAUUAGUCUUGUAUAGUCUGUACACAGACCGAAGGACUAUAUUAUUUCACAAGUCUUUCAUAGGUUUAUAGUUUAUGGUUUUAUGUACAUGUCAUUGACAGAGUUUAAUUUAAAGGGAAACGCCAUUUGGGAAGAUACUGGGUUGAUUUUGGGAGCUUAGAGCCUGCAGUUAAUGUAGAUUCCUCAGCGGCAAUGUCCAGCUUGGACCCAUUAUCCACGAAGUGGAAGUGUUUGCCAGGUCUGUUUUUCACCUGCUGGCGACCAAGAAGUUUGCUUUCAAAUUGUAGCGUAAGUGCUGUUUAAUUACCCCUACAGAAGUGUUUUUGUAAAAUGCAAGAGAUUUUAAAAGCUCCGGUUUGCAGCCUGCUUCCUUACACCAAUGGUUCCUCGGUAUUUGUGUUAAGCAUUUAGAUGGAUUGAGUGAUACAGAAUAAUCGCACAUGACCUGCUCAUUUUUGAGGCGGUCUGGAGACGGUAGGAAUUCUCAUCUGCGGCGUGUAUUAUCGAGGAUCUACAGCAUCACUGCGAAUGAUGGACGUCCACUUCAGCUUAGUCCACAAUCGAUUUGAACUGCCUGACAUUUACUGUGGGUCAGAAACUUCAGUAAGUGGUUUCAUUAAAAUGCUCCGUCUUGCACUGGGCUCUUCAGUUAACGCAGGCACCAGGCCAAACCAGUAAUUUUAGAAUAUGCCAAAACGGUAAAUGCUUUGCAGGGAAAUGCUCCCCCCUUUAUUGUUUUGUGGAAGACUUGAGGUGCAAAUCGACUUGAUGUUAUGUUUCAGAACCCCUCCCUCUGUUAAAAUGCAUAUAUAUAUAUAUAUAUAUUUUGUCUGAUUGCGAUUCUCAUAUGGCUGUACUGUGAACGAUCCACAUUGUUCGUGCAGGCCAUACUCCCUCAUGGUCUCUGCAUUCAUGCCUUUUACGCUUUUUAAUUAGCAAAGUUUCCGUCACGUCAUCCAGUUUGGGCGAAGUUUUUAGGCUUUUUUGUUAGUUUUUUUUUUGUUAAGGAUUUGCUGGACAAAAACAGAUUGCCUUUCUACUGGCUAUAGACAUGCUUAGAACAGCCGGAGAGAAGCCGCUGAAGAGACUCUCCCCCACUCGGUAGAAAGUCGUGUAUAUUUUGUCCUUUAUCAACUUGUAUUGUCUCUUCACAUGAAUCCUGCCUGGACGCUCUUCAUGUCGUGCCCUUGAUUGUAAAAUGUCAAUUACAGUUUGCAGUUGAAAGCUUUGUAAGCUGUUGUUUUUUUUCGCAUUGUCUUGUGUAUACAUUCUUACCUUUUGUGCUUACUUUUGUUAGUCUUCACUUGGUUAGAAUAACUGAUCCCAGAAGUUACGAUUGUCGGCAUUUGGGUCCUACCCUUAAAGAUUAAGGCACGCGCAGACACGCCAGACCGUAGGUGAGGCGCUGUAGCGCUUCGCUUUAAACACUAACCGUAAUCCAGUGUGAAGUCUCUACUCCCUGAAUUUUCUUUUCCCAUUUCUUUCCACAAUAAAGGCUGUCAAGCACAUGUAAACUGUG